Molecule: messenger RNA, 591 nt
Organism: Stylonychia lemnae
Lineage: Eukaryota; Ciliophora; Spirotrichea; Sporadotrichida; Oxytrichidae
Source: the annotation of a GenBank genome assembly
AUGGCAUCUCUUGCAACACAAUGCUAUGCAGCUGGUCAAUAUAACUAUUAAGGCUGGAAAGACAUGUUCUACUGCAUUUCACCACACUCUUGGGCCUAUAUGGGAGUUGCACUCUCCAUUGGUCUCUCUAUUAUUGGAGCUGCUUGGGGAAUAUUCAUUACAGGAAGCAGUUUAUUAGGAUCUUCCAUCAAGAUGCCUAGAAUAAAAUCAAAGAACUUGAUCAGUGUUAUUUUCUGUGAAGCCGUCGCUAUCUAUGGAGUUAUUAUCGCUAUUAUUUUAUUGACAAAGUGCGAGAACCUUCCAAAAGAUCUUACCCCACUCAAUCAUGAUACUGUAAAUACUUUCAUUAUUAAACUCAUUAUUGAUGAUUAGGCUCUCUGGUCAGCUUUCGCAAUCUUUGGAGCAGGUAUUUCAGUCGGUCUUUCAAACUUGUUCUGUGGCGUGUGUGUUGGGGUUACAGGAGCUGGUUGUGCUCUUUCUGAUGCACAAACUCCAUCAACAUUCGUCAAGAUCCUUAUCAUCGAAAUUUUCGGAAGCGCCCUAGGACUUUUCGGAGUUAUUAUUGGUAUCAUCCAAGCUGGUAAGGCUUGA